Bursaphelenchus xylophilus (pine wood nematode) is the source of this 453-nucleotide messenger RNA. The record is from the annotation of a GenBank genome assembly. Lineage: Eukaryota; Metazoa; Nematoda; Chromadorea; Rhabditida; Aphelenchoididae.
AUGUUUGGCGGAAACUACGAAGCCGUGGGUAAUCCCCAAAAUCUCGAUGACUUCUAUGCCCCGCCCCCACCUGCUCCUCUUCCUCCGGCAGCCCCUCCAUCCUCCCAAGCUCCUUCCACGGAACCUCACGCAGAAACCUUUGCUUCAACUACUUCUAAUUCCGGAGGUGUUGUUCAACGGAAGAAGUCUCAAGUUGAUCUAACUUCAAAGAGUAAUUCCAUUGACCAGAGGAAGGAAGGGAAAGGGGGAAGCGACGAAGAAAUCCUCGGAAAUCGUAAGUCAUUGGGCCGUGUUUAUGGAAUUGCUGGAACAAAUAACUUGUUCGUUGUCCCAUUUUUAGCCGUAUUUCGGUACAAAUUGGCCCUCCGAACUUGUUAUGCCUUGUGGAUCUCAAUUCUGGUCACCAGUCUCAUCUCUUUUGCUAUCGCCAUUCUUCUUUUCUUUGCCUUAUAA